AUGCAUGUACCAUCCACAUAUUUACCCUUGUAUAGCUAUCAGAACUUUUUUAGAAAAAAUAUUGAACCGAAAUAUAGUUUAAACCCCUUUGGCAAUAUGGAAAUCUUAAGCAACAUUCCUCAGUACAACACCCACCAUUGUUCAGCAUUCAAUACAGAUAUUAAUUAUGAUAAUAAUUCUUGUAUAAAUAUGAAUAAAAAUAAUUCAUUGAAUGUUCCAUAUAAAAUGGAAAGACCUAAAACGAAUAACGCGUGUUAUUAUAAUACGAAUUAUUUCCCCAUGAUAAAUGGUAGUAAAAAUAAUAAUAUGGAAAAUGUUGCAAAUGUUGCAAAUGUUGUAAAUUAUAAAUUAUUUCUAGAAGAUAGUGUAAAGAAAGAAAGUUACAUGAGUACCUUUACAUCUACGACAUCAAAAAGUUUAAAUGAUAUAUCAUAUAUAAAUAAUGAAAAAAAAAAUAAACAAAAAAAAGAGAAAAAAUAUAAUAUACCAUGUAAUAUAUAUAUAGAAAGGUGUAGACGAGUUUUAAUUUUUGAUUUGGAUGAUACAUUAAUACCUACAUGUUGGAUAAGAUCAUAUUUAUAUUCAAAAUAUACAAUAAAUUGUCAAAAAAAAACACUGAGUGAAUUAAAAAGAGAUAUAAGGUUAAAUAAAAAUUGUAAUAUAGAAUCUACUUUAUGUGCUCUUAUGCAUUUAGCUAUAUCAUUAUGUCACACUGUGUGUAUAGUAACAAACGCAAGAAGUGAUAAAUGGAUAAAUACUGUUAAAUGGUUGUUUCCUAGUUUUACAAAAUUUAUUGAUAAAUUACAUAUACCUAUUAUAAGAACAGAUCAACGUAAUGACCCAUCAGCAAUUAAAGUGUUUGAGUAUUUCCGUUUUUGGAUGGAUGCAAAGAAGAAAAAGUUUGAUCAGAUUGUGAAACAACAUUGUAGUAUUUAUAACGAAUAUAUUACAAACAAUAUAAACUUUAUAUCAGUUGGGGAUACACGUUUUGAAGAAGUGGCAACAUAUGAGUUGCAGUUAAAUAAUAGGGAUUUAAUAAAAAAAGCUUUUAAUAUUAGAGUUCAAUCUGGGUUAUGUCUCGAAGGUUUUGUAGCUCAAUUAAAGCUUAUACAAGUUGCAUUAUCAAUCAUUACCAAGGGUUCAUAUGAUUUCAGAUAUUUGGCAUUAUCAU
Plasmodium reichenowi is the source of this 1171-nucleotide messenger RNA. RefSeq lists its product as hypothetical. The record is from RefSeq and is a predicted model, not a curated record. The annotation marks the transcript as partial. NCBI's taxonomy places the organism in Eukaryota, Apicomplexa, Aconoidasida, Haemosporida, Plasmodiidae. The transcript is spliced from 4 exons.